CUUUCUAUCACGCGCUUCAAAAACGGUCUCGAUAAUCUUAAGAACUUUUCGAAUAAUACAAUGCCAGCGUUAGUUUUAAGAAAGGAGUAAAUUCUUCAAAUAAUGUGGCUGUUAAAAGUGUCCAUUCUCUUUAUUCUUGUGACUUUUUCACACUGCCAGUCCCUCGGAAAAUGUUGCAAUUACGGACAAAUUUUGGAAGAGUAUGCAAAUUCCACUUACAAUUGUAUUGUAGAUAAGAUAAAGAGACACGAUAUUUUUGCCACCGAAGUAAAUAUUUUAAAAUCAAAUCUCUCAACAAAGUGUAUAGAUUACAGUACCGAAUACUACGAAUUUGAAAUCCUCGAAGAAAAAAUUGUACAAAAAAGACUGCUUGAUGGACCAUAUUUUACAAAAUGCUGCCCUUUAGGCUACAUUUACGAACCAAAGAACCAUUCCUGUGUGAUUAAAGGCAAUUACGAUCAUACUUUCAUUCAUAACAAGCUCAUAAAAGUUGGAUUGCCGCAGUGUAGAAUAGUUGUGGACUCUGAAGUAUUGAGUUUGGGUGGACAUACAUCUGAAGACGAAUUUUGUGAAGACGAAACCAAAAAUGGUUUUGUGCGAAGACAAUGUAAAGAUGAGAAUGUCUGUUCUGAUAUACGAUGUGUUAAAAAGUGUUGUCGUGAUGGACAAAGUUUCGUCAAUGGAUCACAUUGUGUGGACACUUAUACAAAUGGAAUCGAUCUUAAGUUUUCAACAAAAGUUGAAGAUCCAGAUGAACCAUUUGCAAUCGUACACAACACCACAAGAUGCAGUGGGAAAUUCUACCUUAUGUCAGAAACCAGAUACAUUUUUAAUUUGUUAAAAAACGGCGAAUUUCAAUACUGGAAGAAUAUCACCAACUCUUUUGUGAUCGAAAAUCCGAUAGAUCUAAGUGGAUACUGCAUUGAAUAUUCCAACAGUCCUGCUUUUAAAGGAUUUUUCUUUUUUAACUGUAUACCAUCAGCAGCCAAUAAGCAAAAAUUCAACUACACAAAAUGGCCAAAAAUAUUAUCAUGUGUUUUCCUUGGAUUGACUAUUUUGAUUUAUAUUUUGCUAAAUCAAACUAAAAAGCUGUUCGGAAAGAUUUUGAUUAAUUACUGUAUCUCCACGUUGUGUAUGUACGCGUUACUGACUUAUGCCCAAAGUGAUCUUCAACCCAAUGAUCUUCCAUGCCAACUUGUAGGAUUUUUCCUCAUAUUCUUUGCCACAGUAUCGUUCGCCUGGUUAAAUGUUAUGUGCUGUGACAUCUGGCUCACAUUUGGAUCUACAAAACAUUCUAUUGGUGUUUACCAAAGAAGAACAGAAUUAAAGAAACUGAUAAUUUAUAUGACGUAUGGGUGGGGCAUGCCACUGCUUCUAACUCUUCUUAUUUACAUCUUUAGUAUUAUCGAUUCUCUGCCAGACUCCAUACGGCCAUAUGUUGGAACCAGCGCUUGCUUUAUAGUAUAUAGACCUGGAAAUUACGCCCCAUUUGUAUUUUUCCGUCUGCCACAUCUACUGAUUCAAAUACUCAACGCCUAUCUGUUUCUGAAGACCAUUUUAUACUGUUUACGGAUAAAAAAUGAAAUAGAACGGAUAAAUGAUACGAAAAAUGAAAAGAAAGUUAAAUUUAACCGAGAUAAAGAAAAGUUAUUUUUAAUAAUAAAACUAGCAGUUAUUAUGGGAAUAACAUUCAUUGUUGACACAGUGUCUGGAUUUGUCGACUUGAACAGUGCAGGGCCCUUCUGGAGAAAUUUCGAAAUAGUUAUUGACUGUAUCAAUUGUCUACAAGGUGUCGCCAUUUUUAUCAUCUUCCUCUGCAAGAAAUCAAUUUACGUUGAUUUUUUUAAGACUCCAACGGGCUCACGAAUAUACGAAGACUAUUAUUUAAACAAGUAUUGUUGUUUAAAAACUGCUAAUACAUAGCAAUGGUGUCUACAUUUUUAUCAUCUUCAUUUGCAAACGAUCCGUUUAUAACGAUUUCUUGAAGAAACUGCACCUUCGACGACGAGAUGCUUACCUGAGUAAUACGGAAUCAUUCACAACCUCUCAAACUCGAAUCAGCUUAAAACAUAGGAAUGGUGUUAAUAAAUAAGCUAACUGUGAUAUUAUUUAGUUUUAAAUUUUAUUUGAAAGUUAAUCCAAUAUUUAUUAGAAAUAUUUAGGUCGAAAUUGGAUAGGUAUUUUGUUACAUCGUAAAAUUUUUCAUCUGUGCCUAGUUGUCAAAAAAUAUCUCAAUGUAUUAUAAAAACAACAUCGAGUUACUACAGCCAAACCUUUAAAAAGUAUUAUUUUUAUUCUAUCUGCUUUUUGCUACAUAUAAUUUUCCACAUGGAUAAUAUAAUUAUAUAUUUUGUAUCAAAACAGCUUCCGAA
Messenger RNA from Diabrotica balteata, 2372 nucleotides. NCBI's taxonomy places the organism in Eukaryota, Metazoa, Arthropoda, Insecta, Coleoptera, Chrysomelidae. The record is from the annotation of a GenBank genome assembly.